AUGGCUUCAGAAGGUGAAACUAAUCCAUUGAUCAUCUUUGCUACUAUAGUUUCAAUUAUUUCUUCAUUUGUUAUUUAUUAUUUAUUUCAACAAUCUAAAAAAUCCAAACCAAUUUUAAAACCAGAUGAAUUUAUUAAAUUUCCAAUUUUAAAAAUUACAAAAGUUAGUCAUAAUUCAAAAAUCUAUAAAUUUGGUUUACCAAAACCAAGCGAUAAAUUAAAUUUACCAAUUGGUCAGCAUAUUUCAAUUGGUUCAAUUAUAAAUGGCAAAGAAAUAGUUAGAUCAUAUACUCCAAUUUCAAAUUCUGAUCAAUUAGGUUCAUUUGAUUUAUUAAUUAAAACUUACGAUCAAGGUAAUAUUUCAAAAUUUAUGAAUGAAAAAAAAGAAGGUGAUUUAAUUGACAUUAGAGGUCCAAAGGGAUUUUUCACUUAUACUCCAAAUAUGACUAAAUCAUUUGGUAUGAUUGCUGGUGGUACAGGUAUUGCACCAAUGUAUCAAAUUAUUACACAUAUUUUAAAUAAUCCAGAUGAUAAAACUAAAAUUCAUUUAUUAUAUGCAAAUGUUACAGAAAAUGAUAUUUUGUUGAGAAAAGAAUUAGAUGAAUUAGUUUUAAAACAUCCACAACAAUUUAAAAUACAUUAUGUGUUAAAUCAAAAACCAGAAAAUUGGGAAUAUUCAAUUGGAUUUGUUACACCUGAAUUAAUUGAAAAAUAUUUACCAAAAUCAUCAAUUGAUAAUAAUUUGUUAUUAUGUGGACCACCACCAAUGAUUAGUGCAAUGAAGAAAGCAGCAGUUGAAUUAGGAUUUGCAAAAGCAAAACCAGUAUCAAAAUUAGGAGAUGAAGUGUUUGUCUUUUAG
Molecule: messenger RNA, 858 nt
Organism: Insectozyma verbasci
Lineage: Eukaryota; Fungi; Ascomycota; Pichiomycetes; Serinales; Debaryomycetaceae
Source: the annotation of a GenBank genome assembly